Molecule: messenger RNA, 960 nt
Organism: Penicillium pulvis
Lineage: Eukaryota; Fungi; Ascomycota; Eurotiomycetes; Eurotiales; Aspergillaceae
Exons: 2
Coding region: 1-960 (319 amino acids)
Source: RefSeq, a predicted model, not a curated record
AUGCAGUCCGCCAGAUCUCAGGGAAGCCGAUUACGGCCCGUCGCCGACCCUCUGGAUAGGGUCGGCUUUGUUUCAAAGGGCGACAGAACACUUCUCGAUCAUAAAGAGCAGCAAGACUACUACAAUAAGAUCUUAGAGCGAUAUAUGCGUUUCUGCUCCGACCACCAGAAAGACUUCGAUGCGGCACAUGCAUCGCUCCCUGUGAGCUCGUCGAAUGAUGCGACCUCGAACCCACCUACCGCCCAGCCAGCUGCAAGGACCACGUCCAACCCCGCAGAGAGGCGCAUUCCCCCACCAUCGACGGAGCUGUCAAAGCUGCUUCUUUCCCUCCGCAAGCUCAGAGAAGGCAUCUUGGCAACGUCGAAAACAACUCCGGCCAAAUUUGCGCAGCUCGUCCAUUAUUUCUCAAUUCGCAUGUCCAUUCUCGCGCAACACCCCCCGUCGUAUUUUCCGUCCUUAGAGUACUGCCUCAGCAAGCUCCAUUCCAAAUCACACCCCAUGGCCGAGUCGGAAGUCAAAGAUUUGGUGUCAUACUUGAUUCUCGAUUAUGCAUGUCGGCAACAGGAUAUGGUGUCGGCCUUUGAGCUACGCGCACGGGCGCGUCGGGACUACGACUUCCAAUCGCAAGCUGUCGACCGCGUCUUGACGGCAUUAAUGCAUGAUAACUGGAUUGCGUUUUGGCAAGUGCGCAAAAGUGUUGACUCAUAUAUGCGUGCGGUAAUGAACUGGGCUGUGGACCGAAUGCGCAGACACGCCUUGAAGGCUGUCGGCAGUGCGUACCUUAACGUCCAUGUGGACUGGAUUAUAGGCGGGUGUACCGGUGAUGAUAGACAAUGGACGUGGGAGGAAUUGAUCGAGAAAGAGAAUCUUGGCUGGCAGAGGGAAGGCGAUAAGGUUAUAAUUAAAAUUCCCAAGGUUCGACCACCGCCGAAACAGGAGCCCAUCCCAGCGGGGAAAUGA